ACUGCAAGGCCAAUUUCCGAAGCGCAGACACGUCGUGACCCGCCGAGAUCAUUGUCUUUCAACCCCCUCCUCCCGUGUCCUUAUCCUAUCUCACCCCUCACGUUUGCCACUACGGACGUGUCUUUUGAACAAAUAACAAAGAGCGCAAUUGACUCUUUGUGCCUGUGUACGGCAAGGGUAGAAUUUCCGUCCCUACUGCUCAUUUAA
Molecule: messenger RNA, 207 nt
Organism: Penicillium bovifimosum
Lineage: Eukaryota; Fungi; Ascomycota; Eurotiomycetes; Eurotiales; Aspergillaceae
Exons: 2
Source: RefSeq, a predicted model, not a curated record